This is a messenger RNA of Diorhabda sublineata, 5535 nucleotides long. It is a transcript of the gene Etf-QO, whose product is annotated as electron transfer flavoprotein-ubiquinone oxidoreductase, mitochondrial. Gene Ontology annotation, cellular component: mitochondrial inner membrane. NCBI's taxonomy places the organism in Eukaryota, Metazoa, Arthropoda, Insecta, Coleoptera, Chrysomelidae. The record is from RefSeq and is a predicted model, not a curated record. Gene Ontology annotation, biological process: electron transport chain. Bases 263 to 2056 code for a protein of 597 amino acids. The transcript is spliced from 8 exons. Gene Ontology annotation, molecular function: electron-transferring-flavoprotein dehydrogenase activity; iron-sulfur cluster binding.
GAGGUUAGGUUGACUUAUUUAUUACAUAACAUUUAAUAGUACACCAGAACAGUUAGUGUACAACUGUAAAUUGACGUGUAAUUACUCUAGUGAACAAAACAAACAAAUCUAUACUUCUGACUUAUCUUUUGUUUUUCACUCAAUAACAGCUGAUAACUUAGUGUAUAUAAGGUCCACUGGAUAGCUUUGACGAAAAGUUUUAAAUUAGUUUCUUGUUAUGUUAUUUGUGUUUUAUAUCUAAUUAAUUAAUGAAGACUAAGAAAUGUUAUCUAAACUAAAAAGUAUACCCAAACUAGCAAAACAGGUGCAUCUUCGGGUGAAAGAAUAUUCACAAAUUACAACUCACUAUACAGUACAUCCAAGGGAAAAAGAUCCAAGAUGGAAGGAUGUCAACAUGGAGAGGUUCACAGACGAGACAGAUAUACUUAUAGUAGGGGGUGGACCAGCAGGUAUGAGUGCUGCUAUUCGAGCAAAGCAGCUUGCAGAAAAAGAUGGCAAAGAACUCCGUGUAUGUUUGGUAGAGAAAGCUUCUGAAGUAGGUGGGCAUAUAUUAUCUGGAGCUGUGAUACAACCAUCAGGUUUAAACGAAUUAAUACCAGAUUGGAAAGAAAAAGGAGCUCCACUUAAUACUCCAGUAACCGAAGAUAAAUUUGGAUUUUUAACUGAAACUAGCAGAUUCAAUAUUCCCAUUUUCAAAGGAUUACCAAUGGACAAUCAUGGCAAUUACAUAGUUCGUUUGGGCCACGUUGUAAGAUGGUUGGGAGAACAAGCAGAAGCAUUAGGGGUUGAAAUAUAUCCUGGAUAUGCAGCUUCUGAAAUUUUGUAUCAUCCAGAUGGUAGUGUCAAAGGAAUUGCUACAAAUGAUGUUGGUAUUGCAAAAGACGGAAGUCCAAAGGAAAGUUUCGAACGAGGUAUGGAACUACAUGCUAAAUGUACGAUUUUUGCUGAAGGUUGCCAUGGACAUCUAUCAAAACAGAUUAUCAAGAAGUUUAAUCUUAGGAGCAAUUCCGAAGCUCAAACUUAUGGAAUAGGACUAAAAGAAUUGUGGGAAAUUGACCCCGCGAAACACAAACCUGGGAGAGUAGAACACACGUUUGGCUGGCCAUUAGAUAUUCAUACUUACGGUGGUUCAUUUCUCUAUCAUCUCAAUGAAUCUACACCAAUGAUAGCUGUCGGCUUUGUAGUUGGACUUGAUUAUAGUAAUCCAUACCUAAGUCCUUUUAAAGAAUUCCAGAGGUUUAAGCAUCAUCCUUCUGUAAAAGGAUACUUUGAGGGAGGUAACAGAAUAGCUUACGGUGCUAGGGCACUUGUCGAAGGUGGACUCCAAAGUCUACCUAAACUGACUUUUCCUGGAGGAUGUUUGAUUGGAGAUUCUGCAGGAUUUAUCAACGUACCGAAAGUAAAAGGCACUCACAAUGCAAUGAAAAGUGGAAUGUUGGCAGCAGAGAGUGUUUAUGAAGCAAUAAAUAGUGAAAAACAACGAACUGAAGGAUUUGAACCAAAAACAUAUGGAGAUAAUUUGAAAAAUAGUUGGAUUUGGAGGGAAUUGAGACAGGUUAGAAAUAUUAGACCUAGUUUCCACAAUAGGUUCGGAUUAUAUGGUGGAUUGCUACAUAGUGGAAUUUCUAUUGUUCUUGGUGGUAGGGAACCAUGGACAUUAAAACACGGAGAUCCUGAUCAUAAAAGGCUAAAACCUGCCAAAGAGUGCAAACCAAUCGAUUACCCAAAACCAGAUGGUAAAAUCAGUUUUGAUCUUCUCACCUCUGUUGCACUUACUGGUACUAAUCACGAAGGUGAUCAACCUGCACAUCUAACACUUUUGGAUGAUGAUGUUCCUGUGAAAGUUAAUCUUGCUAAUUAUGACGGUCCAGAAGGAAGAUUUUGUCCUGCAGGAGUGUACGAAUACGUUCCUUUGGAAUCGGGUGAAGGUAUGAAAUUGCAAAUAAACGCUCAAAAUUGCAUACAUUGCAAAACUUGCGACAUCAAAGAUCCAACACAAAAUAUCAACUGGGUCGUACCAGAAGGUGGCGGUGGACCAGCAUACAAUGGAAUGUAAAAUAGAAGAACGAGUUAGAAUAAACUAAAAGUAAAUCAUAUUCAUAUAUCAGCAUAAUUUUAUUUGAAUAUUUUGGAAAGGUAUAUUUUGAAUAAUGCUGCUAUAGAGAAUAUGAUGGUGUAUAGUGUAGUUAAACAUAACAAAAUAACUGUCAAGACUUUUCAAAAUCUUUUAUUCCUAAAACUGGUACUUCCUUAGCUUCCAUUUCAAUCUAUUAUUGGGAAAUAAAGUGCACCAAUAUAAUAUUAGGUAAUAAAAAAUGUCACAAAUAUAGUAUCAAAAUUGGUUCAUUCCAAGUGCAGUAAAGAUGACACAGUCAGUUCUGAAAUUACUACUAGUAAGGUGGAAAAAGAAAUAGGAAUAAAUAGAGAGCAUAAGUCAAAAAAAUCGAGGAAACUGUAUAAAGGAUGUAAGGAUUGCGAACUAGCGCUAUGCAUCCACGAACAAAAGUAAUUGGAAUUCUAGGUCAAAGACAUUUCCCUCUAUUUUUCUCUUGCUCGCACUCCCUUGAUUUCUUUAUGUAUUUCCGUCCCCACUUUCCUCAUAUCUUCUGUUUUUGUUGUAUUUGUAGUUUCAAGACCAAAAAGUGUUGUGUUCGCAUCUGCUCCUCGAUACGAUUUGACAUCUUAUAUAAUGAUUUUCCUUUUUUUGUUAUUAGCAUGAAAUCUGAUUGAUAUCCUGACUAUGGAUUUCUCAAAUUAGAAAAAGAAGCCACAUUUUGCAGAAACCAUAAAGCUGCUCUUCUACAAUAUCAAAUCAAUAAUGAAUUUAAUAAUUGUUUUUAAUUAUAAACAUGUAAUUCUAAUAGAAUGGAGCACAUGUUCAUUAUCACAGGCUAGUUGGACAUUAUUUUAGUUCAGUGACGGAUUAGCUUAAGAAUAUUUGUAAUUUAGUAACUAAGAUACUCUAACUUGCUUUGUCCUCAUUGAGUUAUCUUUAGACCCUUAUCACAUUUUAAAAGAAUUAAAAUCAAACAUGCAUUUUGCUAAAGCCUUUUUUCACAAAUAAUUAUCAUUUUCAUGGAUCACGGAAAGGUUUGGGUUCAAUAAAAGGCAUUUGGGCAUUGAAAUUUUCAUUGCUUUUGUUUAAUAUUCCAACAGAAAUCUAGACUAAAAAGACUCUUGCUAUUUUUUAGAAUUUUGUAUCAAUGACAUAGGAGCUCAUAUGCUGUUAUAAUACUUUAUGGGGUACUUUUCAACUAUCAUGGUACAGUGAUAGUUUUUAAAAUGUACAGUGUGUUCCAAGAUAUUUUGUAUCUCAACUUCAAUGAACAUUAGGUUCUUAUUUAUGGAAUAAACAUUAAUAGAUAUAUCUGCAAAAACUACAAACUCGCUAUAUUUUUUAUAAAAUUUGUAUUUUAUUAUUAUUCUAUAAUUUUAUAUCUACAUUUUCAUUUGUUUUUAUAAUAUUGAAUUAUAAAAUGAAAUUUUACAUGGUGUAUGUUUAUUCAAUUGUAAAUCUGAGAGAAAGAUGGAAUAAAUUUAUUUUUGAAGUAGGAGCUUAUUACUGUUUGCAAUUUACAACUUUCAGACAUUAUUGUCAGUUUGCAGGUGGUAAUAAGUCAAGACUAAAUAUCUUGGAACGAUAAUUGACAAUAUUGCAUGUGAUAAUGUGUUAUCACACACAGCUAAAAAUAUUUCUUUAGAUUAUUUUGGAAAGUCUUGUUAUAGAAUCGCCUGAUUAAUGAUAGGCAAUUUCACUAAUAACUUUAAAUUUUAAAUAGAGGAAUGUGAAAUAUUUUAAUAAGAUCUUUUUUGAUAAUUAUUUUUACACAAUUUAAUUGUAUGUAAAUAUUACGGUAAAUGUUUUUGAAAUAUACAACUGAUGUUAUUUUUUUACAUUUCUCAUUUAAUGUACAUAUCUAGUAAUUGUUAUUGUUUAAACUAUUUAUAAAGAAAGAGAUAGUAAGACCUUGCUUAACGUUGUUUAGUUUAGCGAUCUUUUAUUUUAUCCUGGGGAUUAUCUGAAAUUGUGUGCAACUAGGCUUCCAAAUAUGUAUAUAUAACAUAUCCGAAACAGUGUAAUUGUGUUUCUUUUUCAUCAUUUGAAACAUUUAUUGACAUUAUUGUAAGUAUAAACAUCAUGGGUGAUAUUGAAAAACAAGAAAAGAAGCAACUAGAAUAAGCAUCAAUCUCAAAUUAGUGCUGUAUGGAAUUUGGUAACUUCUUAAGAAUCAAGAAAAAAUACUGUCAUUGGCAACUGUAACUACGUCAAGCUCAACUAGAAUGUUCCGUUCUUAAAAUAUUAUUAUAGAGGAAAAUGGAAAAACGACUGUAUAUGGAUUGACGAUAAAAUUAAAUGCAAUAUGCCAAUAAGUCAUUCUAUUAUAAUUGAAAAAACUAGAAAAAUUUUUAAUUACAUUCAGGAAGAGGCAGUCGAAGAUGGUUUAAUAGAUUUAAAAAUCAAAAUAAUCUCCACAACAUAAAUAUUACAAGGGAAGCAGCAAGUAGUAAUACGAAAGUGGCGGCUGAAUUCCCAGCAACAGUGAAAACAAUGAUUGAACAAGGAAACUAUCCUCCAUCCGAACAUUUCUAACCCUUAGAUAUCCCAAAAGAAAUGAAAACCAAGAUUUAAAGCUUCUACUGGGUGAUAACCCAAGCGGAGACUUCAAAGUAAAACCACUAUUAGCUUACCAAUCCCAAAUCCAAAAGCGAUGAAAGACAUAUCUUCCUAGAUCAACUUAACAUAUAAUUUGGAAGUCUAAUAACAAAUGAUCGAUAACUAUGAAAAUGUUCCCUUAUUGAUUCACUGAACAUUUCUGCCCGUCUGCUGAACAACAAACUUGAACAAAGAGCACUACUAUUAAUUGAUAUUGCUCCAAGCCACUCAACAAAUUUAUCAGACUUAACAACAUGCAAUCCGGUCGAAGUAAUUUUCUUGUUGCUAAACCCAAUUGCCUUUAUUCAACCAAUGGACCAAUGAAUGCUGUAGAAACCAUAAACCUUUCUUGGAGAACAUUUGGCCAAAUUUAGUAAGAGCGAAGACAUUGGACACUCUGUUGAUAUAGAUGAAAUAGUGAAAUUAGCAAAACAAACCGGUUAGAUGAGAUAAAUGUGGAAGACGUCGAAGAAGUAGUUCAAGUUCAAUUAGUAUUUCUAAUGAUGAGGUCAAGGAAUUAACUGAACAAGAGGAAAACGAAAAUAUUGAUACCAGUGGUUGCGAAGAAGAAUAAGAAGUACUUCCAAUGGCGUUUGUAAAAAGGAGUUUGACCACUAUAACUGAAAUUAUUGGCCAAUUUGUUCAAAAUUUCAACAAUUCAAAUGCAAGAUGGGGUAUUAUAGAUGCUUUAUCCACUUAUCAACAAAUUCUAACAGAACGCAAAUUACAUUAGAUAUCUUGUUAGGAUAGCCAAGUUCAGCGCUGUUUCGUAUUAUGACCUUAAUUUACUUUAAUGGAACGUAAUCUACGCGUUAAACGGGACCUUACAUUUUUGUACUAUACUACAUUGUUAUUGAUGGGAAAUAUAUAUUUACAUACAA